Molecule: messenger RNA, 885 nt
Organism: Moneuplotes crassus
Lineage: Eukaryota; Ciliophora; Spirotrichea; Euplotida; Euplotidae
Source: the annotation of a GenBank genome assembly
GCAAGAUUAAAUAGUUUUAGGAAUCAUUAUGUUCCAGCCAAAGUCAGCAACAGGGAUCAUGCAGGGGGUCAAACAGUUCGGACCCUCUGUAGGUGGUAAGAAAAUGAUGACAUGGGAGUUCACCCAUGCAGCCGAGGCAGCAGAGACUGGAAUUUACCUUGUAUGGAGAUCUCUCAAAACAGGAGAGGAUUGCUUUAGAGUUGGCCAUUUUUCAAGAUGCUUUUGUGGCCACUAUGGUAAAGAUCACGACAGGAAAGUGAAUAAGAAGAAACAAUCUACCAAGUGUGCAAAGUGCUCAUGCAAAGAGCUCCACUUCAUCCCUAGAAGACCUGAAGAAUGUGGCCUGUAUCAUUUGCCAAGAAGAAAGGGAUUCAAUAUUAAUAAAUGGAGGCCUAACUGCAAAUGUGGACAUAACCACGAAGAGCACGAUCCUAAUUACUUCAGUUGCAACUGAGGAUGCUACAGAUUCGAAGGCGAUUUCUGGUGCAUUGGCUGAGAAGGAGGAUUUGAUGAUCACGAGACAUUACUCCAGACAGAAAGCGAAAGAAUGGCUGAAGAUAGACCAAUCCAGGCAGAGUUCCUUCCAAUGGCUGACAAUGUAGAACUGCAACACGAAACUCUUAAGAGCCUUGAGGUUUCUGAAGAAGUAAAGAAGUUAGCAGGUUUCACCGACCUCACAGAAGAAGAGAAGUUUAUUGAAGAGGAGUUUAAGGAGAAGAUGAACAGUGAAGGCCAGCUUAUCAAACUCACUGAUGAUAUGGCAUCUAUGGAUAUCAAUCUUGCAGUCGGAGGCCAGAAAUCCUAUACUAGAGAUUAUGUCUCAAAGCCUGAGAAAUCUGUGAAGUAUAUGCAAAAGAAGGGGCUAAUUAAAAAAUAGUCGUAAAU